Centrocercus urophasianus (Greater sage-grouse) is the source of this 1599-nucleotide messenger RNA. Its product is annotated as polymeric immunoglobulin receptor-like. The record is from RefSeq and is a predicted model, not a curated record. The coding region runs from base 401 to 1435 and encodes 344 amino acids. The transcript has 6 exons. Gene Ontology annotation, cellular component: plasma membrane. Lineage: Eukaryota; Metazoa; Chordata; Aves; Galliformes; Phasianidae.
GCUGAAGGCAGCUUGGUGGGAAGCUGGAGCAGAUGGUGAAGCAUUAUGAAGGAGCUUUGCCCCCUGCCCCCAGGGCCGCGGCUGCCUGCUCGCAGGCUUUUCUCCUGCUUCUGAAUGCAGGGAACAGGGAACAGACCGGGGCCCCUCUUUAGCUGAGAGGCCUCGAGUGACCCCACGCCUCUGGGCAGACCCCAGCACGGCGGUGCCUGCAGCCUCCCGCCCCCUGGAUGCGGUCUGAAGCAGCGACGCGACAUGGACAAAGCCAUGCUGCAGGACGAGGCCGGCUGGUGCUGCAGCUCUCGGUGGAGCUGUUUCACACCGUUCUGCGCGCUGGGCGGGCGGUACCUCUGUGCGAGGUGCAAAACAAGGGGCUGCCUCCUGUCUCCGCUGCCGGCAGGGCAUGGCGCUCACCCUCUCCUAUGUGCUGCUCGCCUUCCUCACCCUGCUGCUCCUGUCCUGGGGUUCAGGGAUUCUCAAGAGUCAAGUGGUUCUUGUGACAGUAGGAGAGCCCGUGUCGAUGGAGUGUCCUUUCCACAAGUACAACGGCACUAGCAAUCCAUUCUAUGAGAUCCUCUGGAGCCAUAGGAAUGACUUGAGAAGGGUCCUGCAGUUUAGGAUGACACGGUCCAACCAGUCCUGUGUGUAUGACAGCAAAGGCCGCUUCAGCGGCGCUCUGGAUUUUGGAAGCAGCGUGAGCUUUCUCAACAUCUCAACCGUGCUUAUGAAUGACACUGGCCCUUACUUCUGCUACGUGAAGAUAGGGAACAGCGAUCCGACUACAAAGAUGAUUUUCCUGCUCGUGAGAGGUCAGCAGCCCUGGGCGGCCCCUGGGGACCUCAGCUACUCUGCACUUCAGGGCAGUAAAGUCACCUUGGACUGUGAUUUCCCCACUAACCUGACUGGCAACUUCACAGACCUCUUUUGGCUGCACAAACGAGACCAGAGCCCAUCCCGACUCAUAGCAUGGCACCUCAGGUCCAGUUUCCAGGUUGAGAACGGCAGCAUUGGAAGUCGUUUCCAGAGCUCAUUAGAUCUGGAAAAUGACCGGAGCCGUCUCACCAUUACUGGGUUGGAAGAGGAGGACAGUGGCUGGUACCAGUGUCAGAGAGGCCUGGGAGAGCCGUCUGGCGGGCAGAGAGGGAGGGGAACCAACCUCACUGUGAAAGGCUCUUCAUCUGUCCUGCUGGUGUGUUUGAGGAGCGCUGUGUUUGCUGCGAUUGCUCCGUGCUUGUAUGUUCUGUACAGGUGUUAUGUCCAGCUGAAGAGACAGAACACCUUGGCAGAUGGACUGCAUCCCCACUGUGGGCCUUCAGAGACCAUGGGCAGGGAGACCACGAGCAGGGAAGCCAUCUACGUCAGCACUGGCAGCACGGAGUACAGCCUCCUCACUUUCCCAGGAAGGAACCCUGCAGCAGGGGACGUGGGACAAAGAUGACAGCCCAGAAGGGCCCAGCAGGACACAGGGAUCUGUGCUGCACAUGCUGUGUUCAUGGCACCAUGGAUAAUUCUUCUCCAUUGUGUAUCAUGCGAAGGUCUCUAGCAAACUCCUCUCUCCUUCAGCAGUUGUUUCUCCUGUUCAAUUAAAUCCUCUUGAGAGCA